Helobdella robusta is the source of this 1307-nucleotide messenger RNA. RefSeq lists its product as hypothetical. Lineage: Eukaryota; Metazoa; Annelida; Clitellata; Rhynchobdellida; Glossiphoniidae. The coding region runs from base 144 to 914 and encodes 256 amino acids. The record is from RefSeq and is a predicted model, not a curated record. The transcript is spliced from 8 exons.
UUAGACAGAUUUUCGAAAUAUGAACAAUAUUUUAACUUGGGGUACAAGCGUACGAAUGAUUGUUUGUCCGGCUGUCCAGUUUUACACCCGGUGGGGAUAAUGAACGAUAGUUGUCAGUGUAACUGCAGAGUGUUACUUUUAUAAUGAUCAUGAUUAUUCUUAUUGUGUCACUUGGAGUUUUAGUAUUCAUAAUGGUAUUUUGUUUUGCAAAACGACAAAUUACAAGAUUUGCUUUAAAAUCUGGUAAGAGCCCACAUGAACCAAUAGGGCAAAAUGCUCCAAAGGCACUGCUGUUGGAAAUUGAGAGGAGGUUGAAACGUGUGAAAGACAUCGCAGUCGAACCACAACUUAUUGCGCCCGAACAAGAAAUUGAACUCCAACAACGAGCGGAGUCUACUCCACAGAUAUAUUACUACAGAAUGAAGGCACUGGACAGCCUUCCAAAAUUAUAUUCUGACAUAAAGAAAUGCAACCCAAAUGCCACAAAGAAGGUAGGUAUUCCUCUUAGAGUUUUCCUGUUUGAGCAGAGGCAGGCUGGGUGCCUGGAGGGCAUCCGACUUGAAACCAUUGAGAAGUUUUGUAGUCUGUAUGACCAUGCCAGACACGACCCCAAGAUUUUCACAUUAAGUGAAUACACCAGGUUCAACGACAUACUGAGACUACUACAGAAUCAAAUCCAGCAAAGGGACAAGAGACCGUCACACUCGCCGGCAACUCCCGGCCAUGUUCACCCCGGAAUAUCCAACCCAAGUUUCAAAAAGAUGAACACCACAGGAUUCUCUAACAUACCAGCCGGCGCACACCUCAAACUGCACCUACAAGAGAGCAAACCCGUCAAGUCCACUGCAGCUGAACAGUCGCCGAGAAGCAGUAGUGGAAAAGAACAAUCUCAAAACAACAAAAAAAUUACGUGAUUAUGAUUACGUGUGCGUGUGUGUAAGUGACUAAGUGUGUGCGUGCGUACGUGCCUGCGUGUGUGUGUGUGCGUGUGUUGCGAAUGUUGUUAGUACAUCCUCACCAUUGCCACAAAAUGCUUAAUAUAUUAAUUUUAUUGUAAGUUUGAGUGCAUCUUUUUAUUUAUUUAAGUUAGUUUUAUGUCUAAACUGCUGCUAGUGGAGUUGGUUAAUUUAUUGAUUCAUCGUGUCGUAUCCACAAUCACGUUCAAAGUUAAUGACGUUUAUAUUAUGUUCAGUUAAUAUUUAGAACAGUUACUUAACUUUUAAUGAAAGUGACAAUCAAAAUUCCUUCUUUUAUAUAUACAACAAAUUAUUAUUAUUUUUAAAUAAUAUGAAUAAAAUUUGAAAAAG